UUUAAACAAAAAGAAGAAGAAGAAGAAGUUGCUUCAGAUAGAACGUCAUCCUGUGCAACUUCCUGGUUACGCGGUAUCUUUCCCAAUAAAAACAACCUAUUUCGUUUCUUUUAAAUAUCGUCGUUUAAAGGGUUCUUUGAAUCAGCCCUUUUCUCACCGCCCACCAGAGAGGGGGUUUCCACAGGCUGCUGAUCAAAGUUAGCUGCGGGCUAACUUCACCGACAGGCUCCAACCAUGUCCGCCUCAGCUGGCUGCUCCCCGUCGGGCCACAGCUCCGGCCUGGGUCCCGGGAUGUCCAUGUUUCGUUGGCUGGAGGUGCUGGAGAAGGAGUUCGACAAGGCGUUUGUUGACGUGGAUCUAUUGCUCGGAGAAAUAGAUCCCGACCAGGUGGAUAUCACCUACGAAGGAAGGCAGAAAAUGACCAGUCUGAGCUCUUGUUUUGCUCAGCUCUGCCACAAAACACAGACGGUGUUCCAGCUCAACCACAAACUGGAGGCCCAGCUCGUUGACCUGCGCUCUGAGUUGACUGAAGCUAAAUCUGAGCGGACGGUGGUGGAAAAGGAGGUCCAUGACCUGCUGCUGCAGCUUCAUGCUCUGCAGUUGCAGCUUAGCGCCAAGCAGGGUCAGGCAGAAGACUCUGACAGCAUCAAAGACAGGCUGCUUGCAACAACCUUGGAAGGGAUGGAACAGGAACUCCAGGCUGGUAAGAAAGAGAAAUUAAGUGAGGCAAGACUGGAAGCAGAAGUCCGACUUUUUAAGAAAGAAAAUGAGGCCCUUCGUAGACACAUUGCCGUUCUGCAGGCUGAGGUGUAUGGAGCCAGGCUAGCUGCUAAAUAUUUGGACAAGGAACUGGCUGGCAGGGUGCAACAGAUCCAGUUACUUGGUCGUGAUAUGAAAGGACCAGCCCACGACAAGCUGUGGAAUCAGUUGGAGGCAGAGAUUCACCUCCACCGGCAUAAAACAGUCAUCCGUGCAUGCCGAGGUCGCAGUGACCCAAAAAAGGCUCUUCCCUCUCCUGUGGGACAUGAUCCUGACUCUUUGAAGAAAACCCAAGGAGUGGGCCCCAUCAGAAAGGUGGCGCUCCUGAAAGAGGAUCACGAAGGCCUGGGAAUCUCCAUUACAGGUGGGAAGGAGCACGGUGUUCCCAUUCUAAUUUCAGAGAUCCAUCCCAGCCAGCCUGCAGACAGAUGUGGAGGUCUGCAUGUUGGAGAUGCCAUCCUUGCUGUUAACAGCAUCAAUCUGCGAGACGCAAAGCACAAAGAGGCUGUCACCAUUCUGUCUCAGCAGCGAGGACAAAUUGAGUUUGAGGUCGUGUACGUGGCUCCGGAAGUGGACAGUGAUGAUGAGAAUGUGGAGUAUGAGGAUGACAGUGGCCAUCGGUACCGACUUUACCUAGAUGAACUAGAGGACAGCAGCACAACAGCACAGCCAAGUAACAGCUCAGCAUCACUUCAGGCUUUGGAGAAGAUGUCGCUGAGCAAUGGACCAGAGAAUGGAAAUCUUGGGAUGUCGUCUCAGACAAAUCCACAGGAAACUCCUUCAAAGCCAUCAGGAAAUGACUACUCUUCAUAAAAUGGACAAGAACUGAAAACAGUUCACUGACAAUCUGAGGAACUUGGAGGAAACCGACUUUUAAUGUCCAUUUUGCCAGUUUCCACUCCUGACAUAGACAAAGUGGAGUUUGUGGGUUGGGGCCCCUUGAUCUUACUGUGCUUUUUAAUGUGAAAGUCAGUGUUUGAUGCUGUGGUAACGGGAGUGGGGAUAUGUUUUAGUUAUGGUAGCUGACAGGAUAACACUUUGAGAGAGAAAGAGGCACAGACAUAAAAGUGGAUUAAUUUAAUCUCUUCAUUAUUUAAUAUAUUUCAGGAGUCACUGUCUGGGGAGACAUGGAGUGUUUUUCUUCAUUAUCAGUUACAAAUAUUGUUAUGAGGAACUAUUUUCAAGAAAUUAUGCGAAAAUAAAAGAAGGAAAAGGGAGUUAGAAAAGUAGAAAAACGUUCACGAACUCAUUUAGACUACAAAUAUGUUCACACUUCGCCUGGGUUUAGGUUUUAUCUUAUUUUUGAAAAGUUACUGUAGCACAUGUUUUUGUGCGUAAAUUCAAUAGGAUGUGCCCUUUGGUGACCGGUCAUGUCCUUCAGUAACUCUUAGGGCAACAACUGGCCUCUUGCAGGUUGUUGAUAGUACCUUGGAUGCAAUCCUUUUAUGUGAUCUUGUCAAAUAUUUGUCUUUUCUUGAGUUUUCUUUAAAGCAAAUAACUUCAAAGACGUCACAUAUUGUAUUCUCUGAGAAGAUCAAUGAAAGUUCACAAAUCUGUCCCACCAUAUUUAGUUGGUCGUUGAAAGCCCGGAAGGUCAGUGUUGUCAUUACCCACUGUAUCACAUGUUAUAAAUAUCUCUAGAAGAAACCAGUAUCCAUCCCAGUUAUUAAUAGGUAUAUAAUCUUGUUUGUUUUCUGUUUGACAUUGGUAUACCUUUUAGAUAUGUUGUAUUUUAUUGUUAUUUCUAACACUGUUGGUUAUGUGGAAACACAUAACCAACAAUAGAAGCAAAUCCACCAAAACAGCCCCCUCCAAACUAAGAGCAGGAAGGUUGAAUGCAUCCCAGCUUUACAAAGCUCCCUCUUCUGCACUCUGCAUCCCUUAUAAAUUCAGCCAAAUCAUUCAUUAUCCACCUGCUUGUUUUUGACUUAAAUAAACCAUAUAUUUGUUGUAACGCUUAUCCAAACCUUGGUGUAGUUUGUCAGCUUUGAUUUGUGGACUCUGUUUGAAAACGCUCCCCAAAAAAUAUUUUUUUAUCUGUAGCAAUGUUUGCUGAAGAUCAGGAUAAAUAAUGAUGUUUCUCUUG
This is a messenger RNA of Fundulus heteroclitus (mummichog), 2845 nucleotides long. RefSeq names its product golgi-associated PDZ and coiled-coil motif containing. The record is from RefSeq and is a predicted model, not a curated record. Bases 235 to 1572 code for a protein of 445 amino acids. Lineage: Eukaryota; Metazoa; Chordata; Actinopteri; Cyprinodontiformes; Fundulidae. Gene Ontology annotation, biological process: negative regulation of protein localization to cell surface. Gene Ontology annotation, cellular component: Golgi apparatus; trans-Golgi network transport vesicle; membrane. Gene Ontology annotation, molecular function: transmembrane transporter binding. The transcript is spliced from 9 exons.